This is a messenger RNA of Ustilaginoidea virens, 1497 nucleotides long. RefSeq lists its product as uncharacterized. Gene Ontology annotation, molecular function: hydrolase activity. NCBI's taxonomy places the organism in Eukaryota, Fungi, Ascomycota, Sordariomycetes, Hypocreales, Clavicipitaceae. The coding region runs from base 1 to 1497 and encodes 498 amino acids. The transcript has 2 exons. The record is from RefSeq and is a predicted model, not a curated record.
AUGGCCGACACCACGCCCUCAGACAACCAGCCUUCGCUGCAACCUCUCCAACGGCCAUCCGUCUCUGCCCUGUUCUGGCUCGGCCUCUCCUACAUGCCGCUCCUCGUCCGUGUUUCGCUUCUACACACGCUCAACCUCUCGGAGACGUCUGCGUACAAUGACCUUCGGAGCGUCCUGACGGUAGCUUUCCUACGAGCCUUCAUCGCCCCCAAGGCGCGCGGCGGAAUGUUUACUCGAACCCAAAACCGGUCGUUACCCCAGCUGCCCGUCAAGGGACGCCUGUGGAUCAGCAAAUAUACAACUCCCCAGCUGCCAGAUCCAGCGUCCUUGAAGCUGGCAUUGGCCAAGGCCAUUGAGACGCUGAACAAUCCAGACGUGCCGGCUCCGGUCCUUGACAUGCCCGAGGCUGUCCCAGUAUACAGCGAGUGGACGGGAUACCGAGCGGACGCCAAAGAGGACGAGUCCUUGCCCGACAUUUCUGAACAAGACAAGUAUGCCGAGAUGAUGAAGGAAGUAAAGGCCCACACGACCGUCCUUUACUUUCACGGCGGUGGACAUGCGCUGAUGGAUCCAGCUACGCAUCGUUCCACUGUGAAGAAGCUGGCCAAGAUUACAGGUGGUCGAGCUUUCUCUGUCCGGUAUAGGCUUGUGCCGCAGAACCCGUUUCCCUCUGCCCUUUUGGACUGCUUUGUGGCCUAUCUGGCUCUUCUCUACCCUCCACCCGGGUCGUGGCACGAGCCUGUGAAGCCGGAGCAUAUCGUUUUUGCAGGAGAUAGCGCCGGGGGCAAUCUGGCAAUGUCUUUGUUACAAGUCGUCGUCGAACUCAACCGCCUGGGCCAACGCAUCCUGUGGCAUGGCAAGGAGUGCGCGAUACCCAUCCCCGCCGCAGUCGCCUGCAACUCGCCGUGGCUCGACUUAUCCCAUAGCUCAGAGCCGUUCUACGGCAAGAGACCCGCGACUUUCGACUACCUCGGCCCUCCCGGCAACCUGGGCCGGAAGGGUCUCAAGCCCUGCGCCAUAUGGCCGGCCAGCCCGCCGCGCAAGUACAUGUACGCAGCGGACGACCUGAUGACGCACCCCCUGGUAUCGCCCGUCAUGAGGCGGGACUGGUCAGGAUUUCCCCCAGUAUACAUUUGCGCCGGGUGGGAGAGACUAGCCUACGAAGACAAGUUUGUGGCGCAGAAGCUGGAGGGAGAAGGCGUAACUGUCGUGUUUGAAGAGUACGAAUCCAUGCCGCACUGCUUUGCUCUGGUGCUGACCGGCCUGCCCGAGUCUAGGCGCUGCCUGGACGGCUGGGCGGGUUUUAUCCGCCAGGCUGUGGAGGAUCCCGAGGGCCUGCGCUCACGCUCGACCACCAUCCAUGCCAAGACUCUAGAGGAGACAUGCCUGAAGUUUGAGGAUCUGUGCGACGUAUCGGAUGAUGUGGUGAGGAAGAGAGUUGUAGAUACCGUGGCUGAGAUCAAGGCGUGGAUACCCACCGAGGAGGCGAAGUUGUGA